AGUCAUCUUUUGGAGCCUCGGCAAAAGAAAAGCAACAAGACAAGAUAUCUUCAACAGUGUAGGUGCAAUGUCAACUACUAUUGGCUUCUUAAGCUCACAAAGUGCGGCAACUGUGCGUCCUGUCGCUAUGGCUGAACGUACUGUUUUUUAUCGAGAAGCCGGUGCUGGAAUGUACUCGGCUCUACCCUAUGCAUUUUCACAGGUGAUAAUCGAGAUUCCAUAUACAAUGGCUCAAGCUUGUAUCUAUGGAGCUAUCGUCUACGGGAUGAUAGGAUAUGAAUGGACAGCUUCCAAAUUUUUGUUGAACAUAUUCUUUACCUUCAUCAGCGUCUUGUACUCUAUAUACACUGGUUUUAUGGUCAUGGCCGUAAGUCCUAAUCAAGAAAUCGCUUCGAUACUCAAUGGUAUCAUAUCCACAUCAUGGAACGUCUUUUCAGGAUUUGCUAUUCCUCGCCCAAGAAUGCCGGUAUGGUUAAGAUGGUUCACGUACGUGUGUCCAGGGUGGUGGGGAUUGUACGGAGCGACAAUAGCUCAAUACGGGGAUGUAGAGACGCAGCUCGAUACGGGUGAGAAGGUUGUUGAGUUCAUGAAAAAUUAUUAUGGUUACGAAUACAGCUUCUUGUGGGUUGUUUCACUUGCCCUCAUUGCUUUCUCUUUGUUUUUUGUAUUUAUUUAUGCUUUCUCUGUUAAGACUCUGAAUUUCCAGAAGAGAUGAGAAUUUGUGAACACCAA
Camelina sativa (false flax) is the source of this 732-nucleotide messenger RNA. NCBI's taxonomy places the organism in Eukaryota, Viridiplantae, Streptophyta, Magnoliopsida, Brassicales, Brassicaceae. The record is from RefSeq and is a predicted model, not a curated record.